Messenger RNA from Alligator sinensis (Chinese alligator), 2171 nucleotides. RefSeq names its product FA complementation group G (gene FANCG). The transcript has 14 exons. The record is from RefSeq and is a predicted model, not a curated record. Gene Ontology annotation, cellular component: Fanconi anaemia nuclear complex. Gene Ontology annotation, molecular function: protein binding. NCBI's taxonomy places the organism in Eukaryota, Metazoa, Chordata, Crocodylia, Alligatoridae. Gene Ontology annotation, biological process: interstrand cross-link repair. The coding region runs from base 5 to 1939 and encodes 644 amino acids.
CAGCAUGGAGCGCUUGUGGGCCGAGGACUGCGCGCUGCUGGUCCGCCGCUGGCGGGUCGCCAGCUCGUCGGGGCCGGGCCGCGCGGCGAAGCAGGCGGCGCUGCAGCACCGACGCGCCUUUGAGAAACUGCUGCAGAAGAUCCAAGGGCUGCCAGCUGUCCUCCCCACCCUGCCUCUGGAGCUGACUGUGCUCUACAACGCCCUGCUGUUUGAUCUUGGCAGCUCCGACUGCAUCGUCGAGGGAGAAGCCGAAGGCAUACGCCAGGGGCUCUUGAGGGUGCUGGAAGCUGGUGGGGUGUCUGGGCACGAUCUCAGCACCGAGGAGCUCUGGCAGAAGGUGCUGCAAGAGGUGCCUGCCGAGGAGCUGCGAGCUCCACUGCAUCGACUGGGCGUUCUGCAGGGGGUGCUGUGGCUGGCAGCGAACCGCCUGGGCAGCAUCGCCGGGCUUCUGCGGCUCUUGAGUAGUGCCAAGGAGCCAGUGCUGUCACCCUGCCCUGGAGGUGAGAACGAGCUCCUGGCACUACUCAGGGCCUGGCAGGUGCCUGCUGAUGGGGACACUUCGCUGCUCGUGGUACAGAGUGCCCGGGACGUGAGAGAGGUACUGUGGACCGCAGCUGCCUUCCUGCAAGGUUUGCAGGAGCUGGAGGCCGGGAAUCUCCCAGCUGCCCUCUCCCUGCUCCAAGUGGCUGCAACCGGGUUCUGCUCCAAGAGAGUCCUGGCCCAGAUCUACAUCUGCCUGGGCUGCUGCACUCAGCAAAUGGGUAAGCCACAGACGGCCCUGCAGCACCUGAAGCAAGCCCUGCAGCUUGAUUUCCAGUGCCUCGCGGCCCUGUCCCAGGCGGCAAUGGUGUACCGCCAGCUGGGGGAGACGGACGCGGAGCUGGAGGCCCUGGCUCUGCUCCAUGAGGCUCUAGACAGCCCCGCUCCGGAGGCUGGCUCCGCUGCACCUGGCUCACUGGUCCGAACGGAGCUGCUGGUCCACCCCCCGGCCUUGGCGUCGCUGCUCCGCCAGCCCUCCCCCUCCGAGGUGAAGUACCUGCUGGCCCAGAGGUGCCUCCAGGCUGGAAGGACGGCAGAAGCGGGGGAGCACUACCUGGACUUGCUGGCUGUGCUGCAGGAGGGGCCCCGGCACCAGGUGCCGCUGCAUGGCCAGUCGGCUCUGCCCAGGAUCCCCGAGGUGUUCUUGGAAGCCGCGUCUGCCCUGGAGCAGCUCGGGAGGCACCGGGACGCCAUUGCUGUGUGCGAGGAGGUUGUCAACCGAACGGGUGACCUGACUCCUGAGACGCUGCGCAUUGACCUGAGCUCCUGGGACGGGGCGGAGGCAGGUUCCCCAUCACCCAGGCCAAGGUCGGGGCUGCCCCGUGACAUCCUGCCCCAGAAGAAAGAGAGCCUGCGCUGCAUCCUGUGGAGGGCAGCCGCGUACCUGCACCAGGGCUGGGCGUGGGCUGGCCUGGCGGACAGCAAGGAGGCCAUAACGCAGUUCACCAGGUGCCUCAAUGACCUUCUCAGAGUCCAGCUUGUGAGUGCAGACGGCCUCCACGUCGGCGAGGUGGCAGCAGGAGCCCUGCCGGAGGCAGCGGUGCUCCAGAGGAUCCGGCUCCUGGCUCUCGUCGGGCGAGGCGCCCAGUUCCUGGAGCUCGGACGGGACAGAGAUGCCUUGAUGAACUUCCAGUACGCCUUGCAGGUGUCCCCAGGGGACCUGGCAGCUGCCUCCCACCUGCUGCAGACCCUGUGGAAGCUGGACCGGAGGCAAGAAGCAGCCGCGCUCUGGCAGAAGCUCCAGGCAGACUCUGGGCAAACAGAGGGGCAGCAGGAGGACCAGGGCAGGUCCUUCCCGCUGUACCUGACUUUGUGCCCACAGCCGGCAAACCUCCUGCUGGAUGGGUCCCUCGCCAGGGGCCUGCAGGACUAUCUCGGGAGCAGCGGCCAGGAGCCGUAGAGUCACAGCCUGCCUGCCAGGGUCACAUGCCAGCCAGCCGGCAGCCUCCAUGCCUGCACUGUUAUCUCCUCUGGGACUCUGCGCUGCUCACGGGCUGGAAGCAUUUUCCAAGCCCAGGGUCUGCAACGCUGCAUCUGCUUUUCAAAUAAAAAGGCCCUGGGCGAGGCAUCACAGCCCUGCUUUUUCCCUGGCCCCUUUGUCUUGCCCCCCUUUGACCUGCCCCAUUGAAAGC